This is a messenger RNA of Leptidea sinapis, 648 nucleotides long. RefSeq names its product keratin-associated protein 19-2-like (gene CPG6). The transcript has 4 exons. Lineage: Eukaryota; Metazoa; Arthropoda; Insecta; Lepidoptera; Pieridae. The record is from RefSeq and is a predicted model, not a curated record. The coding region runs from base 80 to 508 and encodes 142 amino acids.
AGCAGGCACACUAUAUAAACCGAAUGUUACUAACUCAAAUCAUCAGUUAGUUGCCUAGUGUGGAACCAACAACUUCAAAAUGAAAUUCUUGAUUGUAGUAGCCGUAGCUGUCGCCGCAGUAUGCGCGGAAGACGUUAAGAAGACCGAGAAGCGUGGUGUUGCCGGACUCGGUUACGGCGGUCUUGGUUACGGCGGACUCGGUUACAGCGGUGGUUACGGCGGCGGCUAUGGUGGAUACGGAGGUUAUGGCGGAUAUGGAGGUUACGCACCUGUCGCCGUAAGUAAAGUGGCAUACACGACCACCCACGGAGGAUAUGGAGGAUACGGAGGCUAUGGCGCCGGAGGCUACGGCGGUGGAUAUGGCGGUUAUGGUCUUGGAGGAUAUGGUGGUUACUCCGGACUCGGUGGAUAUGGAGGUUACGGCAGCCACGGUGGUUACUAUGGCUCUCCCAGUUACUAUGGUGGGUAUGGCGGCUAUGGACACGGUCUCGGUUACGGAUAUCAUUAAGCCAUCAUCAUCUUAUCUAGCCGCUGUGUUCACCAUAUAAAAAGUAACCAUGACAAUAUGUAUAACAUGUGAUAUUUUUUUACCAACAACGAUCAUUGUGAAUAUUGUAAAUAUGUAAAAUAUAUUGAGUAUGUAUGUUA